Molecule: messenger RNA, 1119 nt
Organism: Durotheca rogersii
Lineage: Eukaryota; Fungi; Ascomycota; Sordariomycetes; Xylariales; Xylariaceae
Product: homocitrate synthase
Exons: 16
Coding region: 1-1119 (372 amino acids)
Cellular component (GO): mitochondrion
Molecular function (GO): homocitrate synthase activity
Source: RefSeq, a predicted model, not a curated record
AUGUCCAUCACCGGCAACACCGCGUCGAACCCUUACUCGAGCGUUAGCGACCUAUUGAGUAAUGUCCGUAACUUCAAGGUCAUUGAGUCAACCUUAAGAGAAGGGGAGCAAUUCGCGAACGCAUGGUUCUCGAGAGAGACCAAGAUUAAAAUUGCGACAAUGCUGUAUGAUACCCAUAGAAUCCUGCUCUGCAGUUUCAAUUUAAGAAAACUGACCUCCCAAUCUCGCGACGACUGCGAAGCCAUCUGCAAGCUCGGCCUCAAGGACGCCAAGCUUGCGUGUGACUGCGGAGUUGACGGUGUAGAUGUCGUGAUCGGAACGAGCCAAUUCCUCCGAGAGCAUUCCCUUGGCGGCAAGGACAUGACAGCAAUUACUAAGCAGGCCAUCGAAGUCAUUGAGUAUAUCAAGAGCCGAGGCUGCGAGGUUCGCUUCUCGAGUGAAGACUCUUUCCGGUCUGAUCUGGUCGAUUUGCUCUCCAUCUACCGCGCUGUUAACAACGCUGGAGUCGGGAGGGUGGGAGUUGCCGACACCGUGGGUUGCGCUUCCCCAAGACAGGUUUACGACCUUGUUAGAACCCUUCGAGGCUGUGUCUCAACCGAUAUCGAGGUUCAUCUGACUAUUAAGAACUCAUUUACUGCCCUCGAGGCGGGUGCUACACACGUUGACACAUCCGUGCUUGGAAUUGGGGAAAGAAAUGGCAUCUGCCCACUUGGGGCCUUCAUGGCUAGAAUGAUGCCGACCAGCAGGGAUUACAUUCUCUCCAAGUACAAGCUUCACCAGCUCAAAGCUAUUGAAGACUUCGUCGCAGAAGCGGUUGAGGCAAGUGUAUCCCAUACUCUAACCACAGGGUUUUGCGCCUUCACACACAAGGCUGGUAUCCACGCCAAGGCAAUCCUUAAUUCCCCUGUGCACUUCGCAUCUAGACUUACUGGCUGGAAUGCUAUUAGGAGUCGAGUUAACCAGCUUGGUCUGAAGAUGACUGAUAACCAGAUCAAGGAAGUGACGGCCAAGAUCAAGCAGAUGGCAGACCUCAAGGUAAUGACCCUUGACGAGAGCGAUGCCCUGAUUAGAUCCUUCCACCUUGACUUACAGAAUGGAGAUGGUGGUCAAAUGGACUGA